Molecule: messenger RNA, 16218 nt
Organism: Balaenoptera acutorostrata (minke whale)
Lineage: Eukaryota; Metazoa; Chordata; Mammalia; Artiodactyla; Balaenopteridae
Gene: AGO3
Product: argonaute RISC catalytic component 3
Exons: 19
Coding region: 313-2895 (860 amino acids)
Biological process (GO): regulatory ncRNA-mediated gene silencing; regulation of stem cell proliferation
Molecular function (GO): RNA binding; protein binding
Source: RefSeq, a predicted model, not a curated record
GGGAGGUCGGCGGCGGCGCCGCAGUCGUGGAGGGGCACUGGGAUCGUAGGCGGCCGCGGGCGACGCAAGUUCCGCACGGAGCCCGUCUCUUCUCGCCUCACGCUUCUUCCUCUCUCCUAGUUGCGCGCUGCCUCCCGACGGCCGCUCUUCCUGACGAGAGCUUUCGGAGUGCGGUUGCUGAGGAGAAGCCGUCACCACCCCGCCUCGGGGCCGAGUGAGGGUUCCUGUCGCGCCGCGUCGCCCCCUGCGCCGCCUCCUUGCCCUCAGUGGCGGGCGCCCUUCUCGCUGGAAGCACUCCCCCCAGCUCCAUGAAUGGAAAUCGGCUCCGCAGGACCCGUUGGGGCCCAGCCCCUACUCAUGGUGCCCAGAAGACCUGGCUAUGGCACCAUGGGCAAACCCAUUAAAUUGCUGGCUAACUGUUUUCAAGUUGAAAUUCCAAAGAUCGAUGUCUACCUCUAUGAGGUAGAUAUUAAACCAGACAAGUGUCCUAGGAGAGUGAACAGGGAGGUGGUUGACUCAAUGGUUCAGCAUUUUAAAGUAACUAUAUUUGGGGACCGUAGACCAGUUUAUGAUGGAAAAAGAAGCCUUUACACAGCCAAUCCACUUCCUGUGGCAACUACAGGGGUAGAUUUAGAUGUUACUUUACCUGGGGAAGGUGGAAAAGAUCGACCUUUCAAGGUGUCAAUCAAAUUUGUCUCUCGGGUGAGUUGGCACCUACUACAUGAAGUACUGACAGGACGGACCUUGCCAGAGCCACUGGAAUUAGACAAGCCAAUCAGCACUAAUCCUGUCCAUGCCGUUGAUGUGGUGCUACGACAUCUGCCCUCCAUGAAAUAUACGCCUGUGGGGCGUUCCUUUUUCUCAGCUCCAGAAGGAUAUGACCACCCUCUGGGAGGGGGCAGGGAAGUUUGGUUUGGAUUCCAUCAGUCUGUUCGGCCUGCCAUGUGGAAAAUGAUGCUUAAUAUUGAUGUUUCUGCCACUGCCUUCUACAAAGCACAACCUGUAAUUCAGUUCAUGUGUGAAGUUCUUGACAUUCACAAUAUUGAUGAGCAGCCAAGACCUCUGACUGAUUCUCAUCGGGUAAAAUUCACCAAAGAGAUAAAAGGUCUGAAGGUUGAAGUGACUCAUUGUGGAACAAUGAGACGGAAAUACCGUGUUUGUAAUGUAACAAGAAGGCCUGCCAGUCAUCAAACCUUUCCUUUACAGUUAGAAAAUGGCCAAACUGUGGAGAGAACAGUAGCACAGUAUUUCAGAGAAAAGUAUACUCUUCAGCUGAAGUACCCACACCUUCCCUGUCUGCAAGUGGGGCAGGAGCAGAAACAUACCUAUCUGCCACUAGAAGUCUGUAAUAUUGUGGCAGGGCAACGAUGUAUCAAGAAGCUAACGGACAAUCAAACCUCCACUAUGAUCAAAGCAACAGCAAGAUCUGCACCAGAUAGACAAGAGGAAAUUAGCAGAUUGGUAAGAAGUGCAAAUUAUGAAACAGAUCCGUUUGUUCAGGAGUUUCAAUUUAAAGUUCGGGAUGAAAUGGCCCAUGUAACCGGACGUGUACUUCCAGCACCUAUGCUCCAGUAUGGUGGCCGGAAUCGGACAGUAGCAACACCAAGCCAUGGAGUAUGGGACAUGCGAGGGAAACAGUUCCACACAGGAGUUGAAAUCAAAAUGUGGGCUAUAGCUUGUUUUGCCACACAGAGGCAGUGUAGAGAAGAAAUACUGAAGGGUUUCACGGACCAGCUGCGUAAGAUUUCUAAAGAUGCAGGGAUGCCCAUCCAGGGCCAGCCUUGCUUCUGCAAAUAUGCGCAGGGGGCAGACAGCGUGGAGCCCAUGUUCCGGCAUCUCAAGAACACCUACUCAGGGCUGCAGCUCAUUAUCGUCAUCCUGCCAGGGAAGACACCAGUGUAUGCGGAGGUGAAGCGUGUUGGAGAUACACUUUUGGGUAUGGCUACACAGUGUGUUCAAGUCAAGAAUGUAAUAAAAACAUCCCCUCAAACUCUCUCAAACCUGUGCCUAAAGAUAAAUGUUAAACUUGGAGGGAUCAAUAAUAUUCUUGUACCUCAUCAAAGACCUUCUGUGUUCCAGCAACCAGUGAUCUUUUUGGGAGCAGAUGUCACUCAUCCACCAGCUGGGGAUGGGAAGAAGCCUUCUAUUGCUGCUGUUGUAGGUAGUAUGGAUGCCCACCCAAGCAGAUACUGUGCUACAGUAAGAGUUCAGAGACCCCGACAGGAGAUCAUCCAGGACCUUGCCUCCAUGGUCCGAGAACUUCUCAUUCAGUUUUAUAAGUCAACUCGGUUCAAACCUACUCGUAUCAUCUUUUAUCGGGAUGGUGUUUCAGAGGGGCAGUUUAGGCAGGUAUUAUAUUAUGAACUACUAGCAAUUCGAGAAGCCUGCAUCAGUUUGGAGAAAGACUAUCAACCUGGAAUAACUUACAUUGUAGUUCAGAAGAGACAUCACACUCGAUUAUUUUGUGCUGAUAGGACUGAAAGGGUCGGAAGAAGUGGCAAUAUCCCAGCUGGAACAACAGUUGAUACAGACAUUACACACCCAUAUGAGUUUGACUUUUACCUCUGUAGCCAUGCUGGAAUACAGGGUACCAGCCGUCCUUCACACUAUCAUGUUUUAUGGGAUGAUAACUGCUUUACUGCAGAUGAACUUCAACUGCUAACUUACCAGCUCUGCCACACUUAUGUGCGCUGUACACGAUCUGUUUCUAUACCUGCACCAGCGUAUUAUGCUCACCUGGUAGCAUUUAGAGCCAGAUAUCAUCUUGUGGACAAAGAACAUGACAGUGCUGAAGGAAGUCACGUUUCAGGACAGAGCAAUGGACGAGAUCCACAAGCUCUUGCCAAGGCUGUACAGAUUCACCAAGAUACCUUACGCACAAUGUACUUUGCUUAAAAAGUCUAAGAAUAUUCUCUGAGAGGAAGAACUGGAAGAUGAAUCAACGUACAACUUAUGUUUCCAGUGGAGUCAGCUGAGUGGGGAUGCCUCCAGCCAUACAGAAACCAACACUGUGUGGGGGCCAGGGCCUGAUCUUCAUGUUGAUACAAGGAAGAUUGUUCACUUCAUCAAGGAACACAGCACCAUUAUGCAAUAUGAAACCAGCCAACUGCUUUUUUGUGCGGUCUCCUGUAGGAAGUAUCGCGAUCGUUUUGUUUUCACUUUCUUGUAGUCUAACCCUUUUAAUGCCUUUACCUCAAGUUGCUUGGCAGCACAACUCUUUGCAAAAAAAAAAAGUAAAGAAAAAGUAAAUGAUGGUUUUUUAAAAAACACACCUAUAUGAAUAAUCAAAGUGAUUGUUCACAAUUAUGUGUGCAAAAAAUGUGCAUUCAUGUAUUCUUGUAAAAGUUAUCUGUAUAUUUUACUUAUAUACAUGCAUACUACAUAUGCAUAUAUAUCUGGAUCUACACUGAUAGUAGAUAUAUAUGUAUCUCUGUAUAUAUUUUAUAGUUCAUUCCAUUGGGGAACUUUCUUUCCCUUUUAUUAUCCUCCCACCACCACUAUGAUUUCUCUCUCUACCUCCCUUGCCUUCAUCACCUACAUUUUAUUUUCCCUGAUGCUACCAGUAACAUUCAAAUGUUCAUGUAUCUGGUUCAUUUGAAUAUGAAGCAUGGCAAACUAGAUUUUUAUUUUGCACGCCCUACUCCUGUCUUGUCUCAUACAUAAUUCUGAGUCCUCAACUCUUGGUAUUGCUUUCUUAAGAAACUAUAUAUAUAUAUAUGUAUAUAUAUAUACACACACACACAUAUAUAUAUAAAAUACGUUUUUGUGAGAGUGAAUGUCUGCCCCCUCCUGCUCUCAACUUACAUUUGCCAUUUGUGCAAUGUGUACAUAAGCAGUAGCAACCUAAGCUAUUCUUUUUCUUUAGUGAGUUUGUUAAAGCUGCUAUAAAUAUAUAAAAAAAAAAACACACAACUUUGUCAGAAGUUGUAACUCUCUUUCUCUAUUAGUGAUAUGUAUUCUAAAGUCUUCUGUUUCUAUGUGUUAUACAUGGAAAUCCCUUAAAACUUUUAUAAAGGGUAAAUAUUUUAAAUGAUUGGAACUGUGUAGGGUUGAGGCCUCUGAAAUUGGGUGGAGAGAAGGGAUUGUGGAGGGUUUUUUGGUUUUUUUUUUACUAGUUUAUUUGCUGCCUCUCAUACCUUAAUGUGAUUUUCAUAUAUAUAUAUUUUUAUAUAUAUGUGUGUUGUAUAUAUAUAAACAUAUAUGUAUGUGUUUUGAAGUAUAGCUUCCUUUUCUUUUAUAUUUAUUAGAAUAGUGCUUUAAUAAUUAUAGAAUCAUGCUGGCAACAUCUUUUAUAGAAAUAUAAUCAUGUUUAUUUUAAGAACUGACAACUUGUUUUUGCUCUCUUUUAGUGCAAUAAGCAGUUUUAAAAGAAAGCUGUGUCUGUUUCACAUCUUUACCACAGAGAGUGGGAGAAACAGGCACCUCCAUAAUUUUAAAAGGGCAAAGUAUAUAGCCUUAAUUUCAGAAGGAAAGUUUUGUAAUUUUCAAGUUUAAAGCAUGUCUUAUAAAAAUCAUAAUGAAAAUGAAGGAAGUUAAAUUUCCUAAAUGAGUGUUAACCUUGAAUAUUAGAAAUAAAGUUGAAGAACUUUAAGUAAUGACAGUGACUAGCUUAAGAUUUAGAAGAUAUUUAAAUUCUUUGAAAAUAGAUCAUGUUUACUGAAGAAUCAUACUGGUAAGGUGCCCAUUUUCAUUUACUAAAAUGAGUCAGGAAAAUAUAAAAUGAUACUUUAAAAACUUUUUUUGCUAAUUCAUCACCAGUGUAACUUUCCUUUUAAAAUUAGGGUGAUGGUGACAAAGGAAGUUAGGACUUUGAGCAUUUGAAAUGAGUUAAAUCACUGAAAUGUUGAAAAAAGCUUUGCAAAACUUUUGUUUUAUUGACUUCACUUUAAGAUAUUAAAAAAUACUAUAAAGCUGUCAAAACCGAGUUUAUCAGUAACCUUGGAUUCAGGGGAGCUUUGCACUUUGUAACUCAUGAAAAUUGCAUUUUAAUUUUUUUUUUUUUUUGCACUGGUUCAGAGUAUAGAUAUUACAGAUUGUUUCCAGUGGGCAUUGUUGUUAACCUUUCAGAAUUCCAUCUGCACAUGAAAACAAAUGGAUUAGCUCUGUAGUUUCUCUCUUACUUAUAAUCCACACUUAUUGCCAAUUUACUGUAUUUUGAGCCUAAAAUCUGAGCCCAUAUCCUCCAACAGGUAUGAAAUCUUUUGUCCCUCUGCCAGAAAACUAAGAAAGUACUGUAUUUUGUAUGUUUAUUAUAUUGAAGUGUCUGAAAUGCAAUUUACAACACUGUUUUAAAGCUCUUUACAUAAGGUAAUGUUUGUGUAGUGUAUACAUUUUUCUCCCAACCCUCCCCCCUCCUCCAAAAAAUUUCUAUAAAGAGUGUAUUUUUUUUACAUUGAAAUUUCACUGAAUAUAGUCAAGAACAUAGGCAAGAGAAGAAAAUUGUAUAUCCUAGGUGGUAAAAACCUGAUGGCGUAUGUUUGCUCAGUAUGAGUAAAACAUCUUCCUUUAUCAGUGGGAGCUGUACAGAUUGAUGUGGAAAACUUUAGGGCCCAGGGAAGAACUGUAGAUAACCUUUCCCUAUUUACCUGCUUUACCUAAUUUUCAGUCAGUUAAUCUCACAUGUGCUAAAGGAAAGCCCAUAAUUUAAAUCUAUUUAGAAGGACUUUUACAGAGGAAAAAAAAAUUUUUUUUAAUAUAAAGCUUUACCUUUGAAGUGAGUUCUUUUUAGGGUGCUCUUAGAGUUUCAACAUUGCUAGUUUAAAGUUGGUUAACUUGAAAGAAUAUGUAUAGUAUAUUCUAUUUUGCUUACUAACAAAUUGGUAUAUCAAACUUAAUUAUAAGAAGCUUUGUGCUUAGAACUUUAAGGUAAAUACUAAGUGGCAAAUAUUUUUUGAAAUUUGUUUCAUUAUUAUACUUCUGGUGGAGAAUUGCUGAUCUUUUUUAUUUAAAAAAAAAAAAAAAGGUUGUUUUGAGUUUAAUGGUCAUGAAACUCAACAGUGACCUUUCUGUUCCUGCCCUUGCUCACUAACUAUACAAUGAAUGCUGAAUUUAUGUCUGCUGUUUUCUGUGAUAUAAGAGUGACUUUAAAAUGUCAGUCCCAGCAACUGGUAUAAUAGAUUUUCAUGUGAAGCAGAAUUGGGAGUUUAAUGUAUAUUCUGGAUGGCAAAUGUGUAAAGUGCUGAUACAUGUUUUAUAUUACAGUAUCAAGUUACUGGCAUUGAGGACCAUGCAUUUAUAAUACCGUAGCUGCUAUAUUUAUUUAAUGAAGUAGAGUCUGACAGUUACUGCACUUAACAGUAAGGAAAUGAGCAGGAUUCAAGGCUAGUGUUAGACUUUUUUUUUUUUUUUCCUAAAUAAGAUUUAAGAACAUGAAAUAUCAAGGUAACAAAGGGUGCUGCCAAUUUAGUUUCAAUUUAAUAUCAGGAUACUCUUUCUUUGUUUUAGAAAUGUGGAUUUUUACUUUAGCAGUUUUGGAAAAGGGUACCUCAGCCUCCUCAGUACUGGUUUUUAGCAUAUUUUCACAGGAGUACAGGUGCCCUUUAUUUUUUUCUUAAUAUUUACCUUUUAACAAGUUUCUCAGAAAAAGUAUUCUUCUGUGGAAAUCUUCCUGUUUGUAACCUAUUAAUUUAUUUAUCUUCCUACAAGAGAGUCUAGGUGGGAUUCUAGUAGGAAUGUACUGGGUGUUUUAGAAGGCACUUGAUAAAGAUUCAUCUCUACUUUCUAGCAUGGAGACUUAUAGCCCUCUAAACACCUAUACUGGUUUUCCAAACUAGGUUCUCUGAUGACCCACCACUGCCUAAAGUUUACUUAUAUAUUCUCUAAUGGAUUUUAGUAUGACAGACCUCAUGACAGGCUUAGUCAUGACAGACUUAAAGUAUGACUAAGGAGAUAGAAGCUGAGUUGCCAUUCAGUAGAAACGGCUGGCUGAGGAUCUCAAUGUUUAAGGAAAAGGUGAACACUCAGAGUGCCAGUAAUCAGUCUGAAGGAUCUAUUAUUGAUGGAUUAUAGACCAGGAAUUAGAGACUCCUAUUCAAGGAAUUUGGUGGGUGUUUGAUUCAGAGGCCAACAUGAAUUUGCCAUGGGUGUUGAUUUUUAUGAAAUCUGUGAAGCUAGCCACUUGGAUUCAGCUAGAAUAUUUUGUAGUCUUGCUAUUAAAACUUGAUAGUGAUGUUUUGCCAAGAAGCUUAACUGACAGCUCGGCAUAAAUUUUAUUCAGUAUCAUUAAACCUGGGUUAAAUAUUUAUUUAACUCAUCCUCUUAGAUGUUCUCCUAUUGAAUACUUUUUAAAGACAAGUUGCCCCUAACAGUAACUUGCUACUUAAAUUAUCUUUUAUGAGUUAUCAGUCAAGCUGCAAAAAGACACCAUUGAACUGGCAUCUUUAUUUUGGCUUUUUUAAUCCUUUUCAUUCUUUUUGAGAAUUCAUGGAUGUCUUAAAGCUUCAGUAAUAAUACCUGGGAGACUUUAUAUCAAGUGAGGCCUUUGUGAGUGGCAGUAUAACCCUGACUCUAAAGUCUGUCUUUAUUUUCCUUUUUCCCUCUCAUUUGAUCAUAUAAAGCACUUUGUGAUUCUACAGGAGUCAAAAAACAAGCCAGGAAUAAUGUGUAAAAUCAGUACAUAGAUGUGAAAGUCAGAAUUUUCUCCAAAAAAUCUUUUUAAAAAAAUUUCCUGCUUAUACUAAGAACAUUUUUGAUCAGUUGCAAUAUUGGAAAUGAUGCUGUGAUUAGUGAAACCUAAGCUGACUCCCAGGAAGAAAAAUACAAUCUCUCUCUCUCUCUCUCUCUCUCUCUCUCUCUCUCUCUCUCUCUGUAUAUAUAUAUAGAGAGAGAGAGAGAGAGAGCCUCAAAGGGAAAAAUAUUUUUAACUUUUUCCUACUUUUAAAAGUGGUACAUUUCAGUUUAUAAUUUUCCAUGUUGGUCAAAAUCAUUUCUUUUAACUAAGAUAUAAUGGUCAAGGCUUGUGCUAAUAUUAUCUACUGCUAGUUCAAUUUUAUUUUUCCUUACCCAUCAAAGAUAGUGCUCUAUAUUUUUACAUCGUUGUAAGAAUCUUUUGCUCUUAAAGUAUGGAAGUUAAAGAUUUUAAUUUGAAUUAAAGAUAGAAGUUUAAUAAAUUUCAUAUGGAGGGUUGAGAUUUACCAAUGAGAAGCCCUAUUGAAAUAUUAGGUAGCCAACAGUGUGACAAAAUUAAGAUGCUAUCAAAUCAUCUAUCUGGCCACUGGCCUCCCUUCCUUUUUGAAAUCAAUGUCUUAGGUAACCAGACUCUAAUGUUGUGUCUAUGUUAGCGUGUCAGUAAAGCAGAGAUGUUCUUCAGGGUAGACACUGAAUUAAAUUUUUAAAUCAUUUUUUAAAGCAAGGCGGUUCUUAGAAAGUGCCUUUUCAGAAGAUGGUGCUGUAGAUUUUUAUUUUUCAAAUAGCAUGAGGCUAAAAAUUUGAAAGAUAAAUUAUUUUAGAAUUCCAAGGGUAUGACCGUUUCAUAUAAAUAAUGUUAUUUGUUGUUCUGAAUCUGGUCCAAGGGAACCAAGUAAAGCUUUUAUUCAGUAAAGUAUCUAAGUAAAUGCUCACCAAAUAUAUUUUGUAAGUUUAAAAACACAGUUUUUAACAGAAUUAACCCUUUCAGUUCUCAGCUGUGUUGCAGGUAAUCUAUAAGGCACAUAAAACAGCAAGUUUGCUUAACUUUUUAACAAGAGUAUGGAUAUAGUAGUUAAGUGCCCGAUGGCAAAGGUAACUUGCCAGAAAUUAUGUCAUAGGCUACCUUCCCCCCCCCCAGCAUAUUGACCCUUUUGUAAAUAUCUACUGGCAGCCUUUUCUAAUUAAUCUUUAUUAAAGAAGACUGCUUAUAAAGAUGGAGCCAAGUCAUCAUGGAAAUCAGUGUAAGAGGAGAAGUAAAAUGAUUAUUUCUCUAUCUUUAGGGAAAUUUUUUCUUUUUCAGGCAGCAAGAAAUAUUCUAAAUGUUUCCCUCUUUUUUCUAGCAUAGGUGAAAAAUGAUGACAAUGCAUCUAUAUGAUCAAUUAAUUAGAAAUAGAACAGGUAAAAUUGGGCUUUGGAGGAAAUAAGAGGGAGGAUAAUAGCAGGACUAUUCAUACUGGUUGGAAAUUUAGUAAUCUACCAGAAAGCAAUUUUCCCUUGAACUAGGAAGUAGUAAACAGCAGUAAAUGAUCACCUAACCGGUUCUUGCUUGUGAAUUUGGUGAGCACUCUCCCAGAAAAGAAUAGACUUAAAAACACACAAAAAAACACCACACCUCAGUAACCUUGUAUGCUGCAUUAUGUAAUAAUGAUAGUAAAAAUAUAUUGAUUGUUUGGAGUGUACUAUAUCUGUCUGCAAAUAUACAUGCACAUUAAACUUUUUCAUUUUUUAUAAUGUCAUAAUAGCAAUUACGAGUUUAUUUUUUUAAUAUUAAUUUUUCUAUUGUGAUGUUUAUAUUUAUUGGCAAUUUGUGCGCAACUUUUAUAUUUUGCUUAGAUAUUGGUUUUAAGGUAUUUUAUUUUUAUAGAUAUCUCUAGCUUUUCCUCUUUCUUUGUAAUAUUGGCAAAGAUUAAGAUGGAAUGUUAAUAUGCCAACCAAACUACUAAUUCCAUAAAGUCUAGAGUUUGGAUUUUUACCAAUAAACCAUUAACACUAUUUUCUAACUUAGAAUACUUAAUGUUGUUUAUAUAGUGGGCAUUAAAGACAGUCUUUAGACAGAUUUCUAAACGCGGAGGGGAGGUGGGGCUUUUCUUUAGAUUUCUUUCCCUUAAGUAGAAAACUAAUACUAAUGGAUUGGAUUUAUUUUACCUGAUCUGCAGUUUUGGGGCAACUUGAUUGUUACACUUCUUAUUUCUAACUUCAGCUACAUUGAAACUGCUUUAAAUGGAUGCAUCAUCCAGCCUUAGGAUUGUGAUACCAUUCUCAUAGGCCUGGAAAACAAAUAGCAAAUGAUCCAGAAGUCAGUGAUAAUUGACUUUGAAAUGGGGUGCUCCAGCCCCCACCAUGAUUAUGUUAUGUGGAAGAUUUGCUACCCUAAUCUUUUCCCUACCAUACCUUUAAAGUUGAUUGAACCCUACCAUACUUUUAAAGUUGUUUCUUCUUCAUCAGUGAAGAAACAGAGUUUAAGUGGCUAGGUAGAAUCAGAGAUAAAGACUAAUAUAGUAUUUCAGCUACUUAAAAAUUUAAGUAAUAAUUAUGAAUGUGAAUUAAUUGGAAGACAGUUAAAAGUAUGAUUAUAGAAAAUUAAUUUCAAGCAUAUAUGGUUACUCCAGUUUCCUAGUGAAUAGAUCAAGAUUAUUUGUAUUGACAUUAACUUUUUAUAAAACUGCAUGAAAAAAGUGAAUUCUGUUAAACAGGUAAAAUAUUUCCAUUGUGUUUUUACAUGGUGAAUUUGCUUGGUAAGCCAUUUUUUUCUGUACGAGAUUAAAAGAUAAACUUUAUCCCUCCUCUGAGCUUUAAAUUCUAAAUUAUCAGGGUUUAAUGUAUGACAUUUUGCCAUACUACAUUCUUUCACUGAGAGGGGUAAAUGAGAAAGUUUCAAGUAACUAUAAUUGGAAAAGUAUUAUUUUUAUGUUAUGUGAAAUUUAACAAUUUAAAAUGAAUCAGCAUGUGAUUUCGUAUAGACAUUAGCCAUAUCACUUUUUCCUCACGUUUUUGCCAGUUUCAGUAGGUUGAUACACACACACACACACACACACACACACACACACACACACAGCUACUUCCUUACCCUUACAUCAAGUAUUAAUUGAAGGUUGGUAUUCUGAUUAUAGGAAUUUGUUGAUACUAAAAAACUAAAUAUGUUUCAAUCAGUCAGAUAUUAUUUCUAUUGCAAAUAUAUGCUCCCCUCUUAAGGAUAUUUAUUGUAGUUAUAAUUUUAAUAGUUUUAUUCAUUAUGCUUCAACAUUGUCCUAGAUUGACAGGCAUAUAAUUCUUGAAGAUCAAUAUUUUUAAGGCAGCUUUGAGUAGAAAUCAUCCUUUAUUUUCUUUUUUUCCUUCCAAAAGCUCAUAGGAACCUGACACAUAGAGCUUAUUUUGCUCUUUUAACCGGUUGGCUCCAUAAAUCAGGGUACCUGGCAUCAGUAACUGAAUUACCGCGGUGAAGUACUUGGUGACUUGUUCAAGUUUACACUCAUCUCUUAGAACUGUCAUGAAUAGGCUUAUGUGAGUAGAAAACAGAUGGGAUUGUUGGUCAUUAGAACUUUAUUUUCUUUGCCUUUUGUUUUUGUUUUUGUUUUAUUAUUUCUAAAAAUUGACUGCAUGCACAUCUGUAAUUUUAUGUUUAAAGUUUAAGAGGCCAUGCCAGAAACUAGAGAGGGAGAUUACCCUGGUAUUUAAUGCCUAAAACUUUCCAUCUUUAUUUACUUCAUGGCUUUAGUUGGAAGAACAAACAAACAAAUAUCCUUUAGUUUGGCCCUUUAUUUUUAGAACCAAAGAAGAAAAGACUCUUUCUACAAAAAAUGUUUGCAGGUAUGAUAGGAGAUCUUUGUGAAGAAAUGGACUAGUGGGAUUGUAAGAGUAUGUAGUGAGGGGGGAAAUGAGGAAAAGGAAAAGGUUUCUUUGCUGGAAUCCUUGGAGAGAAACCUUACAAUUGUUUGGUAUUUGUCUGGUUCUCACAGUCACAUUGUAAAAGAGGAACUGGUGUCAUUUGAACCUAAGAAGAGAGUCUCUGUAACCUAAAUUUAUUUUAUGUUGUUGUCCCAGAUCUAAAGCUGCAUCUGUUUUGAUUAGAGAAUUUGCUUCUGAAUAAAGAAAUGAAGUAUUUAUCCUUAAAUAGAGCCAUGGCAUUACUAUCAACAUGGCUUCUCCAGCUUUUCCCUUUAUAUAGAAAACACAAAACAGGACCUUUCCAGACAAGGUAGUCUUUCCUGUAAUGAAAAUAUUUUUUGAUAACAGAUUUGGGGGAAACACUGGUAGAUUGUAAUGAAGGGGGAAUUUUGCCUAACAUAGACGGUCCAACCAGGUUAAUGGAUACAGUUUGAUCCCAGGAAGUUUAACAAGAGGAGCCUUUGGUAGCAGGUAAACCUUUGGUUUUGGUAGCAACAGAUUUGGAUCUCCAGUGGUAAUUAACUGCAGAUAUCUCCCUGUUUCACAGAAAGGGAAUGAUCUCAUAGUAUUGAUGAUGAUCCUGCAGAUGUGCCUGUGCUCUUUCUCUAAUUCAAAAAUCAGGACUAGCAAGCACUAACCAAAAUCUUCUAAUACUUUGUCCUAUAAGAUUCUUUAAAAGUUUUCCAGGAGCUUUCUCAUUUCUUAGCCCAGGGUACAAUGCCUUUCUCCUCUUUAAAAAAGAAAAGAAAAAGUAUUUAGAGGCAGUUUAGAUAGAAUUAUACUAUGAGUAAAUGAUAAGAGUCUUUAAAAUACUUGGGAAAGGAGGCUCACAUGCCGCAAGUUAUAGCUUGAUUGAGAGACUCUUUGAAUACUGUUUUCAUGUUUGGGUUCUAAAGUUUUUUCUUUGACCUACCAUUCUUUGAUUUACUUGAGUGCCAUCAUUCUAUUUUGGGAUGUAAUCAGUAUUUUAUGCCAUUUAUGAAUUGUGCAGUUUUUCCCUCUCCAUACCCUACAUACACACACUGUUAAAAAUAAAAGCGGGAGGGCUAAAACAAAAAAAAGAUAAUGAGAAUCAUUAGAAUGUAACUUUAGUUAAUAUAGAUGGAAAGAAAUCCUAACUUGGUUAAAUGAGAAUUAAGACUGAAAGUGUUAGUGCUGCAGGUAUUAUCUCUAUCCAUAGAGUUUUUUGCUAGCUAUAGAGUGGUAAUAUGAACAGAAUAUGUAUCUGAAAUAUGAUGUUACAGCAAAGUGAUAAAAGAAAUUAUUCUUGAAAGUAAUAUUUCAAUCUUCUCUAACAGAGAUGCCCAUAUUCUUAAGGAAAAUUAAUGUAGCUCCUGGUUUUAAUGAAUCAGACUCUGAUUUAAACUUCAGAAGAUUUGUAACUUUUAUUCUGACACAUCUUCUUAAAUAUGUAAAAAUUACAUUGAAUGAAUACUUAAGACUAUUCUUUCCUCUUAAUUUACAUAAUGAUUUUUUCAGACCUUAGUUCUAUAGAUAUUAAUUUCUCUCUCACAUAUAUGCCUCUUGGUGUGUGCAGAAUUCCAUAUUAAAAGUUUUCUUAAACUCAUUUCCUAGUCAAACCUGAGCUGUAAAGGAGAAGGCAUAAAUAGGUUUAAAAUGCAGGAAAUUUUAGAAGAUCACAACUGGAAAAAGACUGUUGAGAACUCGUUGCCUUUGAGAGUAGAAAGGGCUCUAAAACUUGAACUGAGAUUUGGAGUUUAGUCAGAGCUCUACCACUAAUUUGCUCUGUGUCCUUAAGGCAAUUUCCUUAAUCUCUGUGUGCCUAGGUUCUUAUAAACUGGUAGUGAUAAUACCUGCCCUCACCUCCCUCACAAAGUAGUUGUAAGAAUAGGAUAAUGUUUGUGACAGUGCUUGAGUUCUCCAAAAGAAAAGCUAUUCAGAAGUUAAAGAUAAAAGAAUAUUGUUGUGUGGAGGGUUCAUUUCCAGUUUGCCUCUAUGAAAGUAUCUUUAGUUACCCUAGAUCAUUUUAUCAAACAAGUGUAAGAGAAACUGAGGCUUUAUCAUGGUAUGGUGUUCACCUACAAACGUAUUCUGUUCUGUUUCUCCCCUGCUAGAUAUUUAUUGCACAGGCUGAAUUUUUCUUUAUAAUAAUCUUUGGGAAAAGUGUAACUUCAAAAACCAAACUCCUUUUAGUGGUGCUAUGGCAGCUGUGAUUGUAUUUUGAGUUAGAUUAAUGUGGUGAAACCAUCAGAUAAUCAGAAAUUAACUUUGCCUUUUGCCUUCAGGCAUUUUUGCUACAGAUUGGCGUCAGAGGCUGUUGUACAACCAGAUAGUUAUCCCUUUGUUUCUUGCAGAUUUCUGGUACCUUUUUUUGGAACCUUUUUCUGGAGUAAGGGGUUAGGUUUUAAGAAGGAAAGUGUGCUUAUUUCACUUACCACUUUGCAGAGUUGACCGUUGGCUUUCCAAUCACCACGUACCUGUAAAAAUUAGAAUAUAGUAAAAGGGUUUUUUCUUCAUUUAAAUUCAGUUCUGAGCAUCUGCAGGUGAUAUCAGGAAGCCUGUUGGUGUCUGACCCCGUCAUCUUUAUGGAUUGUGGGCAGAACCUUACAUUUCUACAGGCUUACCCACUUUCCUGAGGCGAAGGGGCUCUUGUUUCUAGGAAAAACCAAGGGCACAUCACCACAGGUUGUGUAAGCGAUUCCUUGUUGAAACAGACAAGUUUGGUUUGUGUUUUGUUUUGUUUUGUUAAGAAAUUAAAGGAUGCAUUUUAGGUACACAGGGUAUGAAUGCAUUCAACAUUUAUUUUUUUAUCUCUAUAGAUGCUGAUCUCCCCCUGUUGCAGGCAGUUUGGGCUUUUCCAGCUCAUCACUAACAUGGAUGAGAUCUAUCUUAGUUUUAUAGGAUAAUGAGAAUGACAAGUACGGAAAAGUUGGGGAGAUUCAUGCUUGGAAAAAUGAACAAAAAAUCCACCUUGCUGGGUGAGAUAGCUGAGAACAUUGGAUAUAUCAGGAAUACUUUUAAACAAUUUUUGCUGUCAUGUGUAGCUUUAAUAUCUGUCUUCAGUUAUGGGCCCCAUGAAAGUAUUACUGUAUCUUGUGAAUAAAGAUCAUUCUUGUGAACUAGUAUAUGGAUGCAUUCAUAGGCUGUGGGAAGCAGUGGUGUGUGUGUGCGUGUAAAUAUUCUGUGUUUAUAACACUGUGUAUUACAUAAGUUUAUAUAGAAAAUGUGUUUCUUUAGUGUUUGGGGGACUAAAAUUGUAAUAUAACCAUUCCAGUGUAAUCUGACCACUCACUCUAGAGAACAUUUAUAUUACACACAAAUACACACCCCUAAAGCGUUGCUAACUGCUCCCACUUGAGAUAAUUGCUGCUUUUUUUUUAAUCCCGAAGUAGUGGACAGGAAAUAGCACUCUUUUAAAAGGGGCUUUUCUGAAAAGUAAAAUGUAAAUAUAGGACAUGUGGGGAGGUGGGGCCUCCUGCAGAUGUCCUGCAGAUGGACAAAUAGCCUUUUAAAUUUUACUUUUUAACCAUCUUAACCAUGUGUGCCUAUUUGUAUUGCAGAUGUGAAAUAUUUUGGGGAGUUAAUAUCAGUAUGUUUAGAAACUGAAUUAUUACAUAAAAUCAGAGUAACCUCUUUCUCCAUCCUCCUUUUCCACACUGACUAUUCUUGCCAAAUAUACCAAGUUUCAGCAUGGUAAAAUGAUGGACACUUAAACCUCCUUCCUCAUCUUCCCUAUCCUGUCUUACACCUGGUCUGGCCUUAUAUUUUUUUGUUGGCUUUUCAUAAGUAAGAACAAUUUACUGUAGUACUUUAGAGACUGCAGAAUUUCAAAAUGUUUAUAAGCCUUCCUUUGUUAAUGUUUGGUUACACGAUACCAUUAGUUAAAACAAUGGAGUAAGUCUGAGUUUGUAAUAUGCUACAGGAUAAAAUCUUGAAUGAUAUUAAACUUGACUGCCACAUUUUAUUAAGAGGAAAUUGGAUUAUAUGGUGGGUGGGAGCUAGUCUAUGAUAUAUAUGUAAUCACUGUAUAAUUAGAAACACCAAAUGUUGAGUCCUAUCACUGUGUACUUGGGGGCCAGGCUUUGGAUAUGGUUGUCAUUUUAAUUCCUUAAAGACUGUAUGUCAUUAAGAUGAGCAGAAGGCAAAUAAAGUUUUUAAACAAAAAUACUUUUGGGGGGUAUUUAAAUUUUCUUUCCCCCAAAAAAAUUUACUACAAAAAAACCUAGGGUUGAGAUUGAGAAGCUUCAAGCCGCUUUUUAAGCAGUUCAGUCACUUACAAUAUUUUAUGUUAAAGAAAUUGUCAUAACUCUUUCUGAGCCAAACUGUCACUAAAACGUCCUGUGACAGAACCACUCCUCUUUUUUCUGCCACUCUGUGUAUUGGAAGUGUUCUUAGUUGUAUUUGUUUUUAAUCCUUGAUUUUAAAAUAUUAAUGGUUUUAGUGUUGCUUAGCUUCAGUUUGAAGUGUAACUUUCACUAAUAACUGCAAUAAAAAGAAAAGCUUUGCUCCAAACUUCGUUUUGUGGUCAUCAUUACAGCACUUCAGGCUUAGGUAAAGGGAGUUAGUGUGAUAGAGCGGAAAGAAUUUAGGCUUUAAUCAUCACGAAGUCCUGAAUUCAAACCUGGAUUGCGUGACAAUAGACAAGUUCCUUGAUGCUUCUAAAUCUCAAGUUUCCUCCACUAUAAUGAGAUAAUAGUAGGGCUGUUGGGACAUUAAAUGAGUUAAUAGAUGGAGGGUACUUAAUAG